This is a messenger RNA of Clunio marinus, 2433 nucleotides long. The record is from the annotation of a GenBank genome assembly. Lineage: Eukaryota; Metazoa; Arthropoda; Insecta; Diptera; Chironomidae.
CACUUAGUUGGAUCGUACAUUUGAGUCGGCUUAGAUCUCGGAACGGCACAAAUGAUAUAAAGUGGAUUUCGAAUUAAGUGGAAUUACGGAAAUAGACUGUUAAUUUAAGGGUUGGUGUCGUUGACAACACAAGUGUCUAUUAAGCGCAUUUUCGGAUACGCAAUUAGUGAAGCACAGCCUUAACAUGGCGAGUGUGAAACGGUUAUCAGGAUUUUUAUUAAUAUCAUCCUUGUUGUUAUUCGCAACUGCUGACGUUCGAGUAAAACGACAAGAUGACGACGAGAAUGCAGAGCAAAACAUCGAUGAAUUGUGUCAAGAUCGACCCGGCGACGAAUAUUUCCGCUUAUCAUCAGAAGGCGAUUGUCGUGAUGUUGUAAGGUGCGAUAAUUCUGGAGAGAGGAGAAGUAUAAGUCGCUUAGCAUCAGUUCGUUGUCCCGGCGGUUUGGCAUUCGAUAUUGAACGUCAAACAUGUGACUGGAAGACGAACGUUAAGAACUGUAAAGAAUUAGAGAAACCAAGAAAAGUGUUGCCGAUUUUGAAAACAGAUGAACCAGUUUGCCCGGAAGGAAAGCUAUCAUGCGGUAAUGGAGAAUGUAUCGAAAAGGAAUUGUUUUGUAAUGGAAAACCGGACUGUAAAGAUGAAUCUGAUGAGAAUGCGUGCACUGUUGAUUUAGAUCCAAAUCGUGCACCCGAUUGUGACACAACUCAAUGCGUCUUGCCUGAUUGCUUCUGUUCAGCUGAUGGAACUCGUAUUCCUGGAAAUAUUGAACCAUCACAAGUGCCACAAAUGAUAACCAUCACUUUCAAUGGUGCUGUGAAUGUCGACAACAUUGAUUUGUAUGAAGACAUUUUUAACGGUCAACGUCAGAAUCCCAAUGGCUGUCAAAUCAGAGGAACAUAUUUCGUUUCACACAAAUACACCAAUUAUUCAGCUGUGCAAGACUUGCAUCGUCGCGGUCAUGAGAUUUCUGUUUUCUCGCUUACACACAAGGAUGAACCGAAAUACUGGACACAAGGAACUUACGACGAUUGGUUGGCAGAGAUGGCUGGCGCCCGUUUGAUUAUUGAACGCUUUGCCAAUAUUACUGAUGGAAGUAUUAUUGGUGUUCGUGCUCCAUAUCUGCGUGUCGGUGGUAAUAAACAAUUUGAAAUGAUGGCAGAUCAAUUUUUCGUGUAUGAUGCAUCCAUCACAGCAUCUUUGGGACGUGUGCCAAUUUGGCCAUAUACACUUUACUUCCGCAUGCCCCACAAAUGCAACGGAAAUGCACACAAUUGCCCGUCCCGUAGUCAUCCAGUUUGGGAGAUGGUUAUGAAUGAAUUGGAUCGUCGUGAUGACCCAACAUUUGAUGAAUCUUUGCCAGGUUGUCAUAUGGUUGAUUCGUGCUCAAAUAUUCAAACUGGAGAACAAUUCGGAAGACUUUUACGUCACAACUUCAAUCGUCAUUACAAUACCAACCGUGCACCUUUAGGUCUUCAUUUCCAUGCCUCGUGGUUGAAAUCAAAGAAGGAAUACCGUGAAGAAUUAAUUAAAUUCAUUGAAGAAAUGUUAGGCCGUAAUGAUGUUUUCUUCGUCACUAUGUUACAAGUCAUUCAAUGGAUGCAAAAUCCUACCGAGCUUAAUUCACUCCGUGACUUCCAAGAAUGGAAAGAAAAGUGCGAUGUCAAAGGUCAACCUUACUGUUCACUUCCGAAUGCCUGCCCAUUAAACACCAGAGAGUUGCCAGGCGAGACUCUUCGUCUUUUUACGUGCAUGGAAUGUCCAAAUUCAUAUCCAUGGUUGUUAGAUCCAACAGGCGAUGGUCUCUAAAUAAUUCCAUCAACCUUUGACUUUCCAAUUUUAAUUUUUUACCUUUUUUUACAUUUUAAUUUUGUUAGACUCAAAAAACAAAAGUCAAUUUUUUAAAUACACAAAUUAUUUAAAUUUUCUCCCUAAGACAUAGCUAAGCAAAGCAUUUACUUUCAAACUUUCUUAAAAUCUCCACUGUCAUUUCAAGUUGUUUCAAAAUCGUUUGAAGACACGAAACACAAAAAUCUUUUACAAAGUAAUAAAUGAAAAAGAACUGAAAUACAUUCAAAUCAUGAUAGAAAUCGAAAGCGGAGCAAUAUGAAAAGUUUGAAAUGUUUUUGUGUAAAUAAGAAGAAAAAGUUUCCAAUAAAAAACAAUUUAUAAAAAAUAUUUAGAUUUGCUUUUCUAUACUUUGAAAAUUUUAUUCAAACAUAGAAGAUUUUAAAGUUUUCGCUUUGAAAGCAUUAAAUGUCGACCACAAAUGUCUCUUUUUUGACUCUGCUUUUUCCAUUCCUUGGUAGUUACAAGUAAGCUUCAACCGCCACUUUGAUUUCCAACGGAAUAUCUCUUAAGUUGGUCGAACAUAAAUUUAUAAAAUGUCUGGUAUGAGGUUUUCUCCCGUUGAAAAUUAUAAUUUGAUAAUGUUA